This is a messenger RNA of Entamoeba invadens IP1, 597 nucleotides long. Its product is annotated as peptidyl-prolyl cis-trans isomerase CYP19-4 precursor, putative. Lineage: Eukaryota; Evosea; Mastigamoebida; Endamoebidae. Gene Ontology annotation, cellular component: intracellular membrane-bounded organelle. The record is from RefSeq and is a predicted model, not a curated record. Gene Ontology annotation, biological process: protein peptidyl-prolyl isomerization. Bases 1 to 597 code for a protein of 198 amino acids. The transcript has a single exon. Gene Ontology annotation, molecular function: peptidyl-prolyl cis-trans isomerase activity.
AUGCUAUUGUUAUUAUUUUUCAUACUUUGUAUGUCUGAAGACAGUCCAAAGCCUUCAGAAAUACAAGAAGAAACGCACCCAAUAACAACAAAAGUGUUUUUUGACAUUCGAAUGGGGAAUGAAAAGGCUGGUCGUAUAGUGAUAGGUUUAUAUAGUGAUGUUUCUCCAAAAGCCGUUGAGAAUUUCCGAGCGUUGUGUACCGGUGAGAAGGGUCUUUCUUCUACGGGUCUUCCUCUUCAUUAUAAAGGGUGUAAAUUCCAUCGAGUUAUACCAAACUUUAUAUUACAGUCGGGGGAUAUUACACAGGCAAAUGGAUAUGGUGGAGAGUCGAUUUAUGGAUUAACAUUCCCCGACGAGAAUUUGGAAGUGAACCACACCAAGAAAGGAUUAGUUUCUAUGCAAAACAAUGGACCAGAUACUAACAAUAGUCAAUUCAUGAUCUCCCUUAUACCAACUCCUUGGUUUAGUGGAAGGUAUAUUGUUGUUGGUGAAGUUAUUGAAGGCUAUGAUCUCUGUCAAAAGAUUGGUAAUUCAGGUAACAGAUCUGGAGAAACAACUCGGCCCGUCAUCAUUGAGAAUUCCGGCGUUUUAAUUUAA